UAAAACUUCUCGGGUUACUAAAAUGGAAACGGAACCUCCGGCAAGACUUACACAGGGACGAUCGGAAACCGAACAUCCAUUGGAGUGCUGCCUCACAAAAACCCGAAGAACUCAAGUUAAGAGAUCCAGCCAUGGAUAAGAGCUCCCUCGUCUCUGAUUUCCUCUCCUUUCUCAAUGCUUCUCCCACCGCUUUUCAUGCCGUCGACGAGUCAAAGAGACGGCUUUUGAAGGCUGGGUAUGAACAGAUUUCAGAGAGAGAUGAUUGGAAACUCGAAGCCGGCAAAAAAUACUUCUUCACCAGAAAUUACUCCACUAUUGUUGCUUUUGCCAUUGGUCACAAAUACGUAGCUGGAAACGGGUUCCAUAUUAUUGGAGCUCAUACUGAUAGUCCGUGCCUCAAAUUGAAACCUGUAUCCAAGAUAACUAAAGGUGGAUGCUUGGAGGUUGGUGUUCAAACAUAUGGAGGUGGACUGUGGUACACCUGGUUUGAUCGUGACUUGACUGUUGCAGGACGUGUGAUUCUUAAAGAAGAGAAAGCAGGUUCUGUCUCGUAUUCUCAUCGCCUUGUCAGGAUUGAGGAUCCUAUCAUGAGGAUUCCUACCUUGGCCAUUCACUUGGACAGGAAUGUGAACACUGAAGGUUUUAAGCCAAACACUCAGACACACCUCGUUCCAGUACUGGCAACAGCUAUUAAGGCGGAGCUCAAUAAAACGCCAGCUGAAAGUGGUGAACAUGACGAAGGAAAGAAGUGUGCUGAAACUAGUUCUAAAUCAAAGCAUCAUCCGCUUCUAAUGGAGAUCAUUGCAAACGCACUGGGUUGUAAACCUGAGGAGAUAUGCGACUUUGAGCUGCAAGCAUGUGACACUCAGCCAAGUAUACUAGCUGGUGCAGCUAAAGAAUUUAUUUUCUCGGGAAGACUAGAUAAUCUCUGCAUGUCAUUUUGCUCUCUGAAGGCACUUAUAGAUGCAACGUCAUCUGGAAGUGACUUAGAGGAUGAAAGCGGAAUAAGAAUGGUGGCACUAUUUGAUCAUGAAGAAGUUGGCUCCAAUUCAGCGCAAGGAGCUGGAUCCCCUGUCAUGAUUGAUGCUAUGUCACACAUCACAAGUUGCUUCAGCUCUGACACUAAGGUGCUCAAAAAAGCGAUUCAGAAAAGUUUGCUUGUCUCUGCUGACAUGGCACAUGCUUUACAUCCAAACUUUAUGGACAAACACGAAGAGAAUCAUCAGCCAAAGAUGCACGGAGGACUUGUCAUCAAACACAAUGCAAAUCAACGUUACGCCACUAAUGCCGUAACUUCCUUUGUAUUCAGAGAGAUAGCAGAGAAGCAUAAUCUGCCUGUUCAGGAUUUUGUGGUGCGUAAUGAUAUGGGUUGCGGAUCGACCAUUGGUCCAAUCCUAGCAAGCAGUGUGGGGAUAAGGACGGUUGAUGUUGGAGCUCCUCAGCUCUCAAUGCAUAGCAUCCGUGAGAUGUGUGCUGCAGAUGACGUGAAGCAUUCAUAUGAACACUUUAAAGCUUUCUUCCAAGAGUUCACUCACCUUGACGCCAAACUCACUAUCGACGUUUGAGAGAUUCUUAAAUCUUACUGCUGUUUAAGUUGGAACUGAAAAGAUCCUUUGUUAGGAAAAACUACAUUAAUAAAAGGAUUUAUAGCCAUGUUAUGUGUUGCCUGCGGUUACCAUCAAUUCACCCUCCCGAAUAUUCAUCAACUUAUUACUUAAGCGAUUCAUUUAAUUGAGUGGUUUAUCUCAAUUAUCUUGAAAUGAAGAAGAUCAAAAGACAUAUAUAUGAUACUUUUGUUAGAGCUU
Molecule: messenger RNA, 1805 nt
Organism: Arabidopsis thaliana (thale cress)
Lineage: Eukaryota; Viridiplantae; Streptophyta; Magnoliopsida; Brassicales; Brassicaceae
Product: Zn-dependent exopeptidases superfamily protein
Exons: 11
Coding region: 132-1565 (477 amino acids)
Biological process (GO): proteolysis
Cellular component (GO): cytoplasm
Molecular function (GO): aminopeptidase activity; zinc ion binding
Source: RefSeq, marked reviewed